Aspergillus ruber CBS 135680 is the source of this 1658-nucleotide messenger RNA. RefSeq names its product putative MFS transporter. NCBI's taxonomy places the organism in Eukaryota, Fungi, Ascomycota, Eurotiomycetes, Eurotiales, Aspergillaceae. Gene Ontology annotation, molecular function: transmembrane transporter activity. The transcript is spliced from 3 exons. The record is from RefSeq and is a predicted model, not a curated record. Gene Ontology annotation, biological process: transmembrane transport. The coding region runs from base 1 to 1464 and encodes 487 amino acids.
AUGGAGACUGAAAGCGAAAAGACACCGUCUCCCACGAUUAACGCCCCAGCUCCCCGCGAGGAAGACGCUUCCCCAGUUGCCAAGGCACAGCACCAGCGAAUCCAAUUUCCUCCCCUUGAUCCAUGGUUCCAAGUUUAUACUAUCAGCGCAAUCUGUCACUGUACUGUGGGGAUGUACAACGCCAUGACUGUUUUGGGGGGUCCAGGCAUGGUAAAUCAUACUGUUGCAACAAGGGCAGCAAUUGCUAUCUUUGCCACCAUGGCAGCAUCCUCGCUUUCUGUGGCAGGCCCUAUGUUCGACCGACUUGGACCGCGAUUGUGCGUGCUGCUCGGAGGAUGGACGUAUCCACUGCACGUGGGAAGUCUUUUCUACUGCAAUUCCACAGGAAAUGCUACACUCGUGGUUACCUCUGGUGCUAUCUUGGGCGUCGGUGCAUCGCUUGUCUGGGCAGCCCAAGGUGCUAUCGUAACUACUUACGUACCCGAAGCUCAAAGGGGACUAGCUAUCGCCAUGUUCUUGUUUGUUCUAAAUAUUGGGGGUAGCAUCGCUUCGCUCUGGGAUUUCUUGUCCAAUUCUUACUCCACGGACACGGCGUCGCACUCCGCGGGCACGGUAUCGGACAAUGCACAUUUCUGGUUUUUGGCUGUGAUGUGCAUGGGGUGGAUGUCAGGUAUAUGGAUCUGUCCGCCAUCUUCGGUGGUGAGAGCAGGUCAUUUACAACAAGAGGCCCGGGAAAAUCGGAAUUGGCGCCAGAUGCUCCAGAGUACCUCUCAGAUCAUGUCAAGUUGGCAGGUAUUAGGCAUGAUCCCGCUCUUUUUUUGCGCAAAUAUGUUCUACGAAUAUCAAAAGAAUGUUGUGAGCCACUGGACCUUCAACAUUCGUACACGUUUACUUUUCGGGGCACUCUAUUGGACAGCACAGAUGGUCGGGGGAAUCAUCAUAGCAGUCGUCCUCGACUUUCCUGGAGUCAAUCGCCGGGCGCGAGCUCGAGUUGCAUGGUUGUUGCUCUUCGUGUCAGGGAUUAUCAUCUGGGGCGGAGGACAUGCUUUCCAGAAGUGGUCAGGCCGGCAUUUGCUACACGAACUGAAGCACUAUGUUGACUUCAAAGGAGAUCGCACGUACAUGAGCCCGGUGUUUCUCUGCAUCCUCUAUGGCAUGUAUGAUUCUUUUUGGCAAUCCUUUUGCUAUUGGCUGAUGGGAGCCCAAUCGAACAAUCCUACAGUCACAGCCAUUCUGGUUGGGGCGUACAAAACGUUCCAGAGUGUUGGUGGCGCAGUGGCGUGGUGUCUCAAUGCCAAUAAAAUGCCGGAGCCGCUUGCCAUGCAUUGGGGUCUUUGUACGGCAGCCCUUAUCAUCGCGAUCCCUUCCGUACUGGCUGUUACUCUUACCAGUGUGAAGAGCAAUGGGAAUGCUAGAGCGGGGCUUGCUGAUGUUGAACAGCGUGCAGAGGUCAACGAGAAGUAAGGGAGUCGCGAUCAGUUGGUCUACUGUCACAUGUUUAUUCUGUAUAAGCAGACUAUAUUAGACUCGCUGGCUGACCACUGUUACUAGAGAACAGGGGGUGCUUCACAUGUUAUUAAGGCACGGGUCAGAAUCAGGUUCAUAUAUAUAGAAGUAAAUAUUACUGCAAUCGUAUCAAUUCAAUAAUCUAUAUGUCC